GAACGCAUCGCCAUUGCGCGCCAUUUUGCUAUUCGGGUGUUCGUAGUUUGUGUGUGAUCGUGUGGAAGCUAGUUUCCAAACUAAUAGCAGAUAUCUUGGUGAUUGCUGAUAUACAUUUCGCUCGUUGCGGAAUAAAUUCGAGUUCAAAGACAGACAUAAAGUUAUUCUGAAAAUUUAACUAAAAGGGUCGAAAAUGCGGGCAUAAAAUUUCUCAUCAGCAGUAUUUUGUCCAUCUUUUGUUCUUUUCUAUAAUUAUCAGACAUAUUGUUUAUAACGUAAGAACAUUGGUUCCAAGAUGUCGACAAAACAUGAUGCGUUACGUUCAUGUUUCGGAAACUCGAUCGCGGCGAAAGCAUCUGUCAUUUUAUUGAGAACAAAGUUUUAUUAGAAUCAUGUCGAGCGGUAGUGCAGAUCAUGACGACGAAGGAUACGUUGUUAAAAUGCGUGGCUUACCCUGGUCCACUACCGUGGACGAGAUUAUGAAGUUCUUUGGUGAUUGUUCAAUAUCUAAUGGCAAAAAUGGUGUUCACAUGACUAUGUCCCGGGAAGGACGUCCCAGUGGCGAAGCUUAUGUGGAAAUGGAUACACCAGAGGAUAUUGAGAAGGCUUGCAAAAGAGACAGAGAUCACAUGGGUCAUCGUUAUAUUGAAGUUUUUAAAGCAAAACGCGGAGAGAUGGAAUGGGUUGUGAAGAGGAGCGGUCUUAAUUUGGAAAAUGCGAUGGACGACGGUUGCGUGAGAUUACGCGGUCUGCCAUUUGGCUGCUCAAAAGAGGAAAUUGCACAAUUCUUUUCAGGGUUGGAGAUAUUGCCGAACGGGAUAUCGCUACCGACAGACUACACGGGCCGCAGUACUGGGGAGGCUUACGUUCAAUUUGUUAACAAAGAUGUUGCGGAGCGCGCUCUGCAGAAACACAAGGAAAAGAUAGGACACAGAUAUAUCGAGAUCUUCCGAAGCAGCUUGUCUGAGGUACGCGCCAGCAUUGGGCCUAAAAUGCGCGGCGGUCCCAUGGGCGGCUUUAAUCAGAGACCCGCGCCGUACACUCGUGGCGAUCGCUUUGGCGGGAUGAAUCGCUUCAGCAACAAUGGCAGAGGAUCGAGAAACAGAGGUGAUUCCUUUCGUCAUGUAUCGAAGUUUGGAGACUAUCUUGCAAGAGCAAACCGUAAUAAAGAAUUAUUAUACAAUUCACGUUCUAAUUUGUUACACUUCGACAACGGCCCGUGGGGAAGUGGAAAUAAUUAUGGAUCUCGUGGCGGCAAUAUGGGAAUGCGCGGUGGCAUGGACAUGAAAGGUGGCAAUUACAGAGGGAACAAUGACUCCUGGGGCGGUAAUUCCGGCGUUCACAGUAUCCAUAUGCGAGGAUUGCCGUUCAAGGCAACGGAACAAGACAUAGCUGAUUUCUUUAGACCAAUCGAACCAGUGAAUGUCCGCAUUAUCCUUGAGAAUGGCGGUCGUCCAUCGGGAGAAGCUGACGUGGAAUUCGCAACUCAUGAGGAAGCCGUAAAAGCAAUGUGCAAGGACAAAAGCCACAUGUCACACAGAUACAUUGAGCUGUUUUUAAAUUCGACUGGCGGAUCGAGUAAUAUGUCAUUAAGUGGCAUCGGCAAUUUCUGCGGAGGUUUAGGUAACAACUUCAGGCCAGGAUACUCGCCAAACAACAGAGGCUUCAACUCGCAAUUGGGUGGCAACAAUUACAAUAGUUUUUGAGAUCAGGCGAUGCGUUUCUAACGCUAAACGAUAAUUAUAAACAUUCAAAGAAUCAAAGUGAUUGGUGAUACUACACAUCUUCUAUAUCACAUUGAUGCAAUAUGAUUAGUCUUUUUUUUCUUUUUUUCGAUAGUUUUCAAUUAUACAUAUUAGAUAUUAAUCGUAAGCCAAAUCGAUAGCGCGUAAGUAUUUGCUUAUUUUCUUUUUUUCUCUCUUUCGAUGAUACAUAAAAUAUUUAAUUCAUAUAAAGUAUAUAAUUUAAACAGAAGGAGAACGUAAGGGCGGAAAAAUGACAAGUUUCGCCUUAUUCUCGAAAAUCUAAAAUUUUUUUUCUUUUUUUUUGUUUGCGCGAUGCCAAUAGACAAUCGUACGUCGUCGAAACAAAAUACUAAAGAGAAUUGAGGGUGACUUACUUUUAUUUUGGCAAUAUUAGAUUAAACACAAGAAAAGUAUUUCUUACUUUUCAUGACGAUGCACACGAUAUCUGCUCUAAUGUAAUGUCGAAUAGUUAGAAUGAUAACUUUAUAAUAAUACGUAGACAUGUUACAGUGUUUGUAACGGCUUUGGCGCGAAGUUAGAUGUGAUCUUUGUCAGUAAUAUGCGUCGAAACAUAGCGACGAGCUUUGAAGCGCAAGAUACACAAUUGUAAUAUACACGACUGACUAAUAGUUCGCGAUUGCACUUUAAAAAAUUUACAAUAUUGCAGGAUGCAAAAUCAGGAAAUUCACUCACACUCAUCUUUAUCAUAACGCGAUGUAUUAUAUAUGACUUAUUGUAGCCUUGUGGAAUAAGAAUUCUAUAGUUUUUAUUGCUAUAUUUAGGUAUCAUUGACUUGUAAGGAUGCCUGCUGGCAAGUGUCGAUGUGUUGUGUACAUCUUAAAGUAUAAGCUAGCUUUGGUUUAUAUUCUCCAAGAUUUGAAUAAAAAAAAGAGUGAAAUGACAAGAUAAAAUAU
Messenger RNA from Linepithema humile (Argentine ant), 2659 nucleotides. RefSeq names its product glorund (gene glo). Gene Ontology annotation, cellular component: ribonucleoprotein complex. Gene Ontology annotation, molecular function: RNA binding. NCBI's taxonomy places the organism in Eukaryota, Metazoa, Arthropoda, Insecta, Hymenoptera, Formicidae. The record is from RefSeq and is a predicted model, not a curated record.